AACGCUUUUGCCCUGAUGUUUAGCAUUGUAGAUGAAAACUUCAGCUGGUAUCUUGAUGAGAAUAUAAACACCUUCUGUUUAGAACCAACCACAGUGGACAAAGAGGAUGAAGGUUUCCAGACCAGCAACCGAAUGCACGCUAUUAAUGGAUAUAUUUAUGGCAAUCUCCCUGGCUUGGAAAUGUGUGCCAACGAUCCCAUGUCUUGGCACUUGUUUGGAAUGGGAAGUGAGAUAGAUAUCCAUGCUGCAUACUUCUACGGCCACACAUUCACCAACAGAGGCCAGAGGGCAGAUGUCGUCGGGCUGUUCCCAGCAACGUUCAUCACAGCAGAGAUGACUCCUGGGAAUCCUGGGAGGUGGCUGAUAACUUGUCAGGUCAAUGAACAUUUACGAGGUGGCAUGGAGGCAUUGUAUGAUGUUCAGAUCUGUCAGAAAAACCUCUCUCGGCCUACACCACUCAGCCACAAAAGACUAUACUAUAUUGCUGCUGAAGAAGUGCUCUGGAAUUAUGGACCUGACGGUUACGAUAAAUUCACUGGGCAGGGUUUAAAUGCCACUGGAAGCGAAUCUGCAAUAUAUUUUACCCAAGGAACUGAGAGAAUAGGAGGGCAGUACUGGAAAGUUCAAUAUGUGGAAUAUACUGAUGCAACCUUCAGAAAAAGGAAGAGGCGGUCAGAGGAACUGAAGCACCUGGGAAUACUUGGUCCUGUUAUAAAAGCUGAAGUGGGAGAUACAGUGCUGGUUACCUUUGCCAACAAAGCUAAGAGGAACUAUAGCAUUAUGGCCCAUGGUGUGAGCUACAGCAAGCUGUCAGAAGGUGCUCCAUAUUUAGACGGAUACCCAAAGCCGGGAGCCCAUGUUAAACCAGGGGAGAUGUUUACAUACAAAUGGAGAGUGCCUGAAAAUGGAGGCCCGACAGAGAGUGACCCACCAUGCCUGACCUAUCUGUACUACUCAGCAACUGAUGCCGUCAAGGACACUAACUCUGGCCUGGUGGGACCUUUGUUGGUGUGUCGGAAAAACACACUGAACCCUGAUGGGACGCAGAAAGGAAUGGACAGAGAAUUUUACCUGCUCUUUUCAAUCUUUGAUGAGAAUGAUAGCUGGUAUCUGAACAAAAAUAUCGAAGCCUUUACUGGUGACCCUUCAAAAGUAGACAAAGACAAUGAAGAUUUCAAAGAAUCCAACAAAAUGCAUGCUGUCAACGGAUACUUGUUUGGUAAUCUGCCAGGCUUGGCCAUGUGCAAGGACGACAAGGUUUCUUGGCAUCUCAUUGGGCUGGGCAGUCACUACGACAUGCAUGGAGUUCAUUUCCAAGGAAACACCAUUGACUUGAGAGGGACCACAAGGGAUGGCCUGGCCUUGUUUCCCCAUUUAUCAGGAACGGCGCUGAUGCAGCCGGACCGCGUGGGUACAUUCAGUGUGGUCUGCAGGACUUUUGAUCACUUURUUGGUGGAAUGAAACAUCUUUAUGAAGUUAGCAGCUGUCGCAAUAGCACUCCAGGCAAGCAGCAGUACGGUGGUGUGAGGCUGUACUACAUCGCUGCCGAGGAGGUGGAAUGGGACUACGCAUCCAAUAAGAGCUCGGCACCCAACAUUUACAACAUAAGCAGCAAUGAGGAAAGCUAUGGGCAUGUUUUCCUGAGCCAAGCAGAAGACCUCAUUGGUGCCAAAUACAAGAAGGUGGUUUACAGGGAGUACACAAACGGCAACUUCACCCAGCGCAAAGUGAGGACCAAGGAGGAGGAACAUUUGGAAAUCCUGGGCCCACUGCUGCGUGCAGAGGUCGGUGACUCUGUAUUGAUCAUAUUUAAGAAUAAAGCUAGUCGGCCUUAUUCAAUAACGGCACAUGGUAUAGAAGAAGUGGGUUGUGAAGAACAAUCUGAGACACCAAUUACCCUACCAGGGGAAAUAAAUACCUACAGGUGGAACGUCCCAGAAAGAUCAGGCCCAGGGAAAACAGAUCCAAACUGUAUCACUUGGGUUUACUAUUCAACAGCGAAUUUUGUAAAGGACACAUACAGUGGUCUGAUCGGGCCUCUYGUAGUUUGCAGAAAAGGAAUUCUAAAUGAAAAAGGUCUCAGGAAAGACAUUGACCGUGAAUUUACGCUUCUAUUUAUGGUGUUCGAUGAAAAUAAAUCCUGGUAUUUGAAAGAAAACAUUGAAACAUACCUUCAUAAGAAUCCUAAUGAUUUUAAUUACACAGAGAACUUCGUGGAAGGCAACUGCAUGCACGCAAUCAAUGGGAAGAUCUAUAACACCCUCCUGGGUCUAACAAUGAAUGAAGGUGACACAACGAAUUGGUAUCUGAUAGGAAUGGGCAAUGAAGUUGAUAUACACACAGUCCAUUUCCACGCCCAGACCUUCAUCUUCAAGACAGAUAAGGACCACAGAGCAGAUGUGUACGACCUUUUUCCUGGGACUUUCCAGACAGUUGAACUUAUAGCAGAAAACCCUGGAACGUGGCUUCUGCACUGUCACGUAGCCGACCACAUCCACGCUGGCAUGGAAACAACCUACACCAUCAAUAAAUCAGAGCAUAAAGCUCCUUUAGAAGGAGGACUCACAACUGCCACUUAUGAUACUAUUACUACAGAAAACAGGACCACUAAAGAGGGUUAUGACAGAGAAGGACUCAGUCUUUUUGGCAAAACUUGGAGUCUCGGAGAAGCCAGCUUGAUAUUCACAGCCCUUUUCUUCAUUGGACUUGUCCUACUGACAACAAUAUUAAUCUUCUUCUGCCUCCUCACGCGCCAGGACAGCAAGAUCUACUACAGCGCCAUGCAGGACAAGAGCCCGCUGCUGGCGGACUGCCUGUAAAUCCCCSCUCCAGCAUCAUCCACAGAGCUGCACCGGAUUUCCUCGAAUGCUGCUAAUAAAACCGAAGCGAGACGUUCAUCGACGGUCCUGUCCUGAAGCCAGYGCUCACGAGAGCCAGCGUGAGCCGCAGGGUUAA
This is a messenger RNA of Nothoprocta perdicaria, 2956 nucleotides long. It is a transcript of the gene HEPHL1, whose product is annotated as hephaestin like 1. Gene Ontology annotation, molecular function: ferroxidase activity; copper ion binding. The transcript has 17 exons. NCBI's taxonomy places the organism in Eukaryota, Metazoa, Chordata, Aves, Tinamiformes, Tinamidae. The coding region runs from base 16 to 2820 and encodes 934 amino acids. Gene Ontology annotation, cellular component: plasma membrane. Gene Ontology annotation, biological process: iron ion transport. The record is from RefSeq and is a predicted model, not a curated record.